Cercocebus atys (sooty mangabey) is the source of this 1325-nucleotide messenger RNA. RefSeq names its product thioesterase superfamily member 5 (gene THEM5). Lineage: Eukaryota; Metazoa; Chordata; Mammalia; Primates; Cercopithecidae. Gene Ontology annotation, biological process: long-chain fatty-acyl-CoA metabolic process; cardiolipin acyl-chain remodeling. The record is from RefSeq and is a predicted model, not a curated record. Gene Ontology annotation, cellular component: mitochondrial matrix. The transcript is spliced from 6 exons.
CUCUCUCUCUCUCUUUCUCUCUCUCACACACACACACAUACACACGCAAAAGAGGUGUCUAAGGCUGUGAGUUGGUUUUCUGAGUCACAAAAUCAUACCAGAGUUUUCAGUCUGGUAUACACUGCAGAGCACAUACCACAAACACUCCACCAGCACCCUCCAAUCAAGGGACAGGCUUCCCUUAUCCUUCUGGAAAUAUUCUUGGAUUUUCCCUCAGAACCGCCAGGCAGCUCUCCAAGGCUCUAUAUACCCCAUACUAUUUGUUUAUGUACUUGUUUACUCCUUUUGCAACUCAAGCCAGUCCUGCUGCCUUUUCAUGCCCAAGCAGCAUCUGCCCCUCCCCAAGCACUGGGUGGGGCUCUUAGACCAGUUAAAGGCGCUGAGCAUCUGUGGGUGUUGCAACACGCCAGCCCAGCCUUGCCUAGCUCUCUGAAAGAAAGCCUGCGACAGAAGGGAGAGAAGUGGCCCCAAGUGCAGCUGAAAGCACUCCUUGGGAGUCAGCCAAGACCCUCCAUCCAAGCAGGGCCAGAUCCUUGCACUUGGCCAUGAUAAGGAGAGGCUUCCAGGUGGCAGCAAGACUUGGCCACCACAGAGGCCUUCUUGGGGCCCCCCGUAUCCUGCCCAGACUCAACCCUGCCUCAGCAUUUGGAUCCUCCACAGACUCCAUGUUCUCAAGAUUCUUGCCAGAGAAGACAGACUUGAAGGAUGAUGCUCCUCCCAAUGCCAGCUGGUGUUUGGACAUGCUGCGCCUGUACCAAGAAUUUCUAGAGAAGACCAAGUCUAGCGGCUGGAUCAAGCUGCCCUCCUUCAAGUCUAACAGAGACCACAUCUAGGGACUCAAUCUCCCAUCUGGACUGGCAGUUUCCUCCGACAAGGGUGACUGUCGCAUCUUCACCAGGUGCAUCCAAGUGGAAGGACAAGGCUUUGAGUAUGUCAUCUUUUUCCAGCCAUCCAAGAAGAAGUCGGUCUGUCUUUUCCAACCAGGCCCCUACCUGGAGGGGCCCCCAGGGUUUACCCACAGCGGGUCCCUGGCAGCCAUGAUGGAUGAGACCUUUUCUAAAACUGCCUUCCUGGCUGGAGAGGGGGUGUUCACACUAAGCUUCAACAUCAGGUUCAAAAACUUGAUCCCCAUGAGCUCUCUGGUUGUAAUGGACAUCGAAGUGGGAAAGAUUGAGGACCAGAAGCUUUACAUGUCCUGCAUCGCCCACAGCAGAGACCAGCAGACAGUUUACACCAAGUCCUCAGGAUUCCGCGCUCCCAGUGGGUCCGGAGACCCGAGCGCGGUAGCUGAUCGCCCGGUCUACGCCAGCAUCACUCACCUCUGA